AUGACCACAUCUCCGUCGUUGCCCGCCGAUGCUCCUGAGACGGUGAAUCCUGUGGCAGCUGUGGUGGAAUGGGCUGGACAGGAUGGUCAGCCGUGUUAUCUCAGCGACUCCAGCUCCAAUCCGAUAAAUCUUACAAUCGACCUCGAUCGCUUUUCCAAGACCGCCCUGCUCAAGCUCCGAAUCCAGCUCGAGCUUCGCAAGCCCUUCUCUGGAAAGACGAGUCUCUGCCUGUGUAUCCCACCGGAGAGAAUCCACUCCGCUGCCCUCGACUCUAGCGAGCUAUCGACCGAGUCUAGACGGUUACAAGGUCACAAGUUGGUCUGCAUACGGCUAGAAUUGGCCAAAGCAGCCGAUCUUGUGGCGCCUGACUGGCCUCUACGUCCAAACAACAAAGUCCACGGUGGCGUGUUGGACUCGACUCAAAUCCUCGCCCAACAGACUUCGCUUAGUCUGCAUGUCCCAGAUACAUUCUUACCUAGAGCCCAAUUAGAGUGGCUCUGUGAGGCUCUAUGCCGCCGUGAUCUGCAUUCAGCCGAUUCUCCUGCGGAUGGUGGUGGUGCCUACGAAGGCCAGAAUGGCAGGAUUAUCGGCCCCGAGCUGUUUGCCCCACGCGAUGGAGUUCCAGCCCAGGGGCCACCGUCAUACGAAGAGCUUGAACCUGCACCGCCACCACCACCAAUAGUGCCUCCCGACCAUGAGUCAGACACUGCCUCGGGUUCCAAGAAAAGGAAACUCAACAAUUCUGCUUCCGAGGGUGUGGAGGUCGGGUUCAUUGAGAGAAUCUGCAACAAAAUCUUCGCCGAGCAAUUAGGACAAAUGGAGAAUCGCAUGAAAGAGUGGGUUGAUCAGCGGUUGACAGAACAGGAAAAGAAGUAUGAGGAUAAGCUAGAUAAGCUCGAGGAACAGAUCCAAGACAUAGAAGGCCAUGUUGAUGAGCGGGUGUGGCUGGAGGUGGAUGACCUCCGGACCGGGAUACAGGACGACUUUGACCAGCUGCGGAAUGAGACGGAGGAUUUCAUUCGAGAGGAGAACAGGAAUGCUGUAGAUGUGAUCAGGAAGCAGCUGUCCGAAAGCGAUAGCUCUGCCAGAAAAGCCACAUCUCCAGGCACUUUUGACGAAGACUUCCAAACACAAUUGCCAGCCACGGCCUCGACGGACGACCAGGGAGUCAGCAAGGCCGGCCGGCUGGCCGAAGGAGCCUUUCCUGUUCCUGUUGCCAGCAAAGCCCUGCAGGUGCUCAUACUCUGA
Molecule: messenger RNA, 1248 nt
Organism: Diaporthe amygdali
Lineage: Eukaryota; Fungi; Ascomycota; Sordariomycetes; Diaporthales; Diaporthaceae
Exons: 3
Coding region: 1-1248 (415 amino acids)
Source: RefSeq, a predicted model, not a curated record